This is a messenger RNA of Echinops telfairi (small Madagascar hedgehog), 697 nucleotides long. Its product is annotated as lysozyme C-like. The coding region runs from base 8 to 454 and encodes 148 amino acids. Gene Ontology annotation, molecular function: lysozyme activity. The record is from RefSeq and is a predicted model, not a curated record. The transcript has 4 exons. Gene Ontology annotation, biological process: defense response to Gram-negative bacterium; defense response to Gram-positive bacterium. Lineage: Eukaryota; Metazoa; Chordata; Mammalia; Afrosoricida; Tenrecidae.
AGUCAACAUGAAGGCGCUCCUUAUUCUGGGGUUUCUCUUCCUUUUGGUCACCAUCCAGGGAAAGGUCUAUGAAAGAUGUGAACUAGCCAGAAGGAUGAAACAACUUGGAAUGGAUGGCUACGAGAGAAUUAGCUUGGCAAACUGGAUGUGUUUGGCCAGAUGGGAGAGUGGUUAUAAUACCCGUGCUACAAACUACAAUCGUGGAGACCAAAGCACAGACUAUGGAAUUUUUCAGAUCAAUAGCCGUUACUGGUGCAAUGAUGGCAAAACCCCAAGAGCAGUUAAUGCCUGCGGCAUAUCCUGCAACGUUUUGCUACAAGAUGACAUCACUCAAGCUGUAGCAUGUGCGAAGAGGGUUGUCCGUGAUCCACAGGGCAUUAGAGCAUGGGUGGCUUGGAGAAACCGUUGUCAGAACCGGGAUCUCACUGAGUAUGUACGAGGCUGUGGCGUCUAACUGUGCACCUCUCCAUCUUCAGCUCAUCCUUGUCUCCUUUUCAAAUGAAGGAAGUAGCGAAUAAUAAGUAAAAGGCCACACCACGAUUCUUUCCUCAUCAAACAAGGAAGCAAGGCUUCACCCUAAGCCGCUUAAUGAUUUAUAAUGUGUGUAUUAUUUGAUAUGAUAUGCCCACACCUUUUCCAGUUUGCUUAAAAGAACUCAUGCUGAUAAAAAUGAAUCUAAAAUCUUGGUUAACAAACA